Kwoniella mangroviensis CBS 8507 is the source of this 2115-nucleotide messenger RNA. RefSeq lists its product as uncharacterized. The transcript has 12 exons. Gene Ontology annotation, molecular function: DNA-binding transcription factor activity, RNA polymerase II-specific; RNA polymerase II cis-regulatory region sequence-specific DNA binding; zinc ion binding. Gene Ontology annotation, biological process: positive regulation of transcription from RNA polymerase II promoter by galactose; DNA-templated transcription. The coding region runs from base 1 to 2115 and encodes 704 amino acids. Lineage: Eukaryota; Fungi; Basidiomycota; Tremellomycetes; Tremellales; Cryptococcaceae. The record is from RefSeq and is a predicted model, not a curated record. Gene Ontology annotation, cellular component: nucleus.
AUGAGCGAGACGCAGACUGAACAGCCCGUGGAUCCAGUGGACAUACGAUGGAAGAUGGCCGUCGCCUGUGACGUGUGUAGGAGGCGAAAGGUACGGUGUGAUGGUGAAAGACCUUGUUCGAGGUGUAAGAAGGGUAACAGGGAGUGUACAUUCUCGAUGCCUCGACAUAUAGCUCGUAAGACGCAGGAUCCUGGAAGCAGGUCCACACCCUCACCCACCGAAGAUGUCCCUCCUCCGAAACGACCAUCUCUACAAGCCUCAUCGUCCAGGAGGGCAUCACAAAGCUCACAGAUCGUCUACUCUGGUCCUUCAUCCGGCAUGCCUUUAUUUGCUCGUCUAGGUCUACUACGCACAGUCGAAAUUUCGGAGAGUGAGCAAGAUGGGAAUGAAUUCAGUUCCCACUCAUCAUGGGCGAUUGGGAUCACCAGUGCGGUCUCGGCAAGCAGGGAUUACUUUGAUAUGUGUUUGCAGAGGUGUCCGCAGGAGUUGAUGAACAGUUUGAUUGGUCAUCAUCUGAGUACUCCUGUAUUCUUCCCACUACUCCACGCUCCAUCCUUCUUAUCAGAAUUCAUCGCUGUGACCGAACGUCGCUUAAAAUGCACCCCGCAAUACGGAGCAAUGCUCAUGAGCAUAUUAGCGGUCACCGCUCGACUGGUAGAAGGUGGAAGAGGGCUAGUUCCUGCAGCGGAUCGGGCUGGAGAAGCGUAUUACGAAUUUGCACAGGAUCUGCUCAGAGUUAGCAAGAAUAAACUGGACAUACGGCAUAUUCUGGCUUUAUAUCACUUGACAUUGUUCGCAGAAGGAAGGAAUGCGUCAACGGGCGUGGCCUCGAGCUUUGUCGCAGAGGCUAUAGGACUAGCCUAUGCCACUGGGCUACACCGAAGUACAGACGAUUUCAGGAUGGACCCGGUGACGAUGCAAAUCAGGACGAGACUUUUUUGGGCAUUGUACUCGUUAGACAUCGCCUUGGCGUAUUCUCAAGGGAGACCAGCGUUGAUCAGAUUAUCAGAAUGCAGUAUAGAACUUCCAGCUGUGGUGGACAACGGUAUGAUCACAAAAACGGAGAUACUACCUCAGCCUGAAGAUAACCCGCCAGUGAUCAUGGCAGCGGCGGUCAAAAUGGUUGAGAUAUAUAUUGUACUGUCCGGCAUAAAUGCCCCGUUCACCACUAUAUCUCAGCGGUUCAAUCUUGGAGAUCCCCCUCGUAGAAGAAGUGAGAAGCUGGCUAGAGCUCAGAUAUGUCUAGACGAGAUCGAGCAGAGCCUUCCUCCCUACCUCGUUCGAUCCUCUCUACCCUCAGACACCUCUCUCAACUUGAUCUUCCUCCAAUCAUCUCGACUCGGGUCGACACUCCUCUUCAUUCGUACACUCAUCGCUCGACAAUCUCUCAUUGACGAUUUUGAACGCAGUCCUGGCCCAUUGGCCAAUCCUAGCGAGAGCACAUUAGUAGCAUGUCACCUAUCCGUCGAUAUCGUCAAGACAUAUUCCCGCUUAAGACAUUUCGGCUUCCUGCAGUACUGCAACUUUACAGCAGUAUCUCAUCUCACCGCUGCGAGCCAUACACUAAUCGCAUGUAUGCUGCGAAGUCCGAAUUUGGCGUUUGAACACCGCCCAGAUCUGUUAUCAGCGAUCGACAUGCUCAUACUCUUCUCAUCGAGAUUCCCAUGUGCCAGAACCGUCGCUCAGCUUUUGGUACAGCUAUCCAGAACCCUUGAUCUCAGCUCUGGCGAUACAAGCGGUACGUCAAGUGAAGCGUUGGCGACCAGGGUACUCGCUAGGAAGAUGGCCGUGUCUCCAGGUGACGUACAAGCGAUGGCAAAGGACAGGGAGCUCCCGCCAUCUCCUUUGCGCAUCCAAACUACUCCAGAACAGUACGACUACGACUGGCUGGUCAGAGCGGCGACUGGCGGUACCCCUGCUGCAUCGUUCAACAUCGAUCGAUCAUUACCGCCACUUUCAGAAGCCGUGGGCGAAGUCAACGGGUUCAAGCAGGGUACACCGAGAAACCUACCCAAUGUGGAGCUUCCAUGGGAUGGGCAGUUAGCAGAGGAACUUCCGCCUGAUUGGGGGGACAACUUUUCGUUUUUGAACGAUGGGCUGUUUGGAUCUCUGUAA